Coregonus sp. 'balchen' is the source of this 14959-nucleotide messenger RNA. The record is from the annotation of a GenBank genome assembly. Lineage: Eukaryota; Metazoa; Chordata; Actinopteri; Salmoniformes; Salmonidae.
AUGGACUCUGAGGGGGUGGGGCCAAACGCCCCGCACAUUUUUCAAAGGGGAGGCAGGGCGGAGUCCCUGGGAGGGGGAGCCUGUGUCUUUAAGGGAAACCAGGGGGAACGAUCAACCUGGGAAAAACCCCACUCAUAAUUAAACCCCUUUUAAAAUACAGACAACAUAUUUAUGAUAGAGGACCAAAUAAAAGAACAGGGUUUCCCUUUAACUUCCAGCAGAAGAGAGCCAAAGGGUUUUUUAUUUUAUAAUUAUAAAAAAAAAAAUUCAUGCAGGUUUUGGGUCCCCGUUUUUGUGUAGAUUUCUUUGGGGUUGGGAAAUUCAACCCCAAUCUUUUCUCCCCUCCUUCUCCUCUCCUUCUUCUCUCCUUCUCUGUAUUGUCUCUUCUUCUUUAUCUCUUUCUGUAUGUCUCUAUCUCUUUUUCCUCUUCUUGUUUUCUCUCCCCUCUCUCCUCCCCUCUCUUUUUGGGCCCCUUUUCUCUCUUUCUCUCUUCCCCUUUUUCUCUCUCCUCCUAUUUUCUUCUCUCUCUCUCUCCUCUCUUCUCUCUCUUUUUUCUCCCCUUUCUUUCUCUGUAUGUCUCUUUUCUUUUCUUUCCCCCUCUUGUGGUCCCCUCUCUCCCCCUCUCUCUCUUUAUCCCCUCUCUCCCCUCUCUCCCCCUUCUCGGGAUAUCUUUCUAUCUCCCCUUCCCCCCCAGGGGGGGUUGGGCCCCUUUGGGGGGAAAAGAAUUUUGGGGGUCAGCCGUGGGGCGGGGAGCAACCCGGAGACCGCCCCGGCGGGUACACCCUUUUGGGGUUGGGCGGGGGGAACCCCCAUCCCCCCCCCUCUUUUUCCGGUAAAAAACCCCGUCCUUUUGCCAGCCCCCACAUCCCUCCCCACGUUGCCCCCGCCCCCCUCCCUCCCGCCCCCAGAACCCCAAAGGGGAAAAAAACCCCUUUCCCCCCCGCCCCAAAAGGGAAACCAAAACCCACCCCCAAAAAGGCCCCAAACCACCCCAAUAAAAAAGGGCCCCUUUUUUAAUUUUAGGUUAUUAUCCCUACUGUGGCCGUUAUUCAGUCUGAGGCCUGGUCAGGGACUCUCUGAUAAGAUAUGGUUAGUAAGUUUAUAUUCAGUUUAUAUUCUUGUAUUGCAUUUGUUUGAUAAUUUUUCUCGUUGUGGUUAGAUCUGUCUUACAGCUGUUGAUUUGGAGUAAACGGGUAGUAAUCACUGGAAGUAGUCACGUUAAUGUGUGUCUGUGUUUGGUUGCAGGUCUGGUUUAUGACUCUCAGAUGCUGAAGCACCAGUGCACAUGUGGUGACAACAGCAGCCACCCAGAGCAUGCUGGGAGGAUCCAGAGUAUCUGGUCACGUCUCCAGGAGAGAGGUCUCAGGGGCCAGUGUGAGGUACACACAUCACCACUGUCAUUACACACGUAUUACACAGACAUCCAUAUCACUGAUUACAAGUUACCAGAAGACACCAUAGCUGUCUCCUAGUGGCCUCCAACUGGUCCAUUAUCUGUUGCUCUAAAUCUGGUCCAUGUUCCAACAGACUAUCCGGGGUAGGAAGGCCACUCUGGAGGAGCUGCAGUCGGUCCAUUCAGAGCGUCAUGUCCUUCUGUAUGGUACCAACCCUCUCAACCGCCUCAAACUGGACAACCGCAAGCUGGCUGGUACGUCCUCACUAAAGAUUAUAUGAUGUACUAGUCUACUACUUCAGGCCAACCUUGUGCCAGAAGCCUUUACGUCAGUGGUUCCCAACUCCGGUGCCCUGACAGUACACAUUUCUGUUGUAGCCCUGGACAAACAUGCCUGAUUCAACUCAUUGAGGGCCUAAAGAUUAGUUGACAAGUUGAAUCAUGUGUGCUUGUCGGGGGCUACAAUAAAAAUGUGUACUGUUGGAGGUACUCGAGGACCGGAGUUGAGAACCACUGCUUUAUGUACCUGGUAACAGUUUGACAACAGCACUGUAAAGUAAAGCUACUUGCUCUGGUGUCCCUAGUAACUGGGGAUUUGCCUUUGGUUAAUGACUCUAACGUUACGGUAUUGAUAGCACUUUGUAAUCCCUUACGUUUAGCAGUCAACUCAUUAAUGUAUUUAAGUUGUCAUUACAGUGAUGGAACACAGACGUACAGUAAUGUCUGAUACUAAUUUCUAAUGUAAAACUGUAUGAAAAGGAGCUGUUAAUAUUGAUUGUUUGAUUAAUAAAACCUCUUUGCAUUGUUCUCCCACAGGCAUUCUCUCUCAAAGAAUGUUUGUGAUGCUGCCAUGUGGAGGAGUGGGGGUACGUGAGAGGCCCAACACACAUAUUUUCCCCUAGCUCUCUCUCUCUCUCUCUCUCACUCACAAAACACACAACAUCUCUUGAUUUCAGUUGGCAAUUCUUCCCUCCAAGUCCUUGACAACAGUUAUAUGAUACGGUCCAUUCAGAUUGAUUAGAGUGAUGGUAGUUGUUGACGUUGUUUCCAAGAGAGGGCCAUGAGAAGACGAGGCAGUGGAAAUGAAAGAGGAAAGCAUGAGUGCGUUGGGACAUGUCAAUAAAUUGCCUGACGAUCUCCAUCGGACCAUGACAAUUCAAACUAAUAGAAACAAUAUGCGCAUGACGAGGGAUAAAAUAAAUGCCUCCAAUUUUAUUGUCUGAGCCAGACGGCUAGAAAUGCGAGUUUGUGAACAAACCGAAAAAAAAGAAUGAAAGGAUAGAUAGAAUGGAGUGGACAGGAGAAUGUUUAAGUCCCUGGGGGAAUGCCAACCCCUCAGGUCUGUAUAUACAACACCAUGUAUGCAUGGUCCUGUUUUUCUGUUGCUUGGAUAGCAAAUCUCUAUGGCACAGAGUGUGUCUGUGUAAAUAUAUCAGACAGCUAUGUUAUUGUCCCAUAAAUGAUUGAGGUGAGGUCUGUUUGCCUCCAAACCGGUGUACCUGUAGUUAUAUUACUCAGUGUCGUUAAAACCAUGGAAAGAAAAACACUUCACCUGAUACACUGUAACUCCCUAUAGCAUGUUAGCAGAUUCUAAACGCAUGCUUAUGACUGGUUCCAUCAAGCUUGGCUGCUGUCCUGUCACUCACCCUCAUGUUGUUUUUGAUUGGCAGGUGGAUAAUGACACAAUCUGGAACGAGUCUCAUACAUCCACGGCGUCACGCAUGGCUGCAGGCAGUGUCACAGAGCUGGCCUUCAGAGUGGCCAAAGGCGAACUCAAGGUAAGACACAGAUCUGUACUCCAAUCCUCAUCCAGUCACUCUGGUCUGCCUCACCAACUGCCUUAGGCCAUUUGAUACUGAAUGAUAAUGCUUUGUUUUGUUUGACUGUUUCUCUCCAGAAUGGCUUUGCAGUGGUGAGACCCCCAGGCCACCAUGCUGACCCAUCCAACCCAAUGUGAGUCUGUUUCAUAUUCUCAUAUCUACUGUGUGUGUGUUGUUUUUCGUGUGUACUAUACUGCUUGUGGUGGUGCGUGCCCAGGCUAACCACAGCGGGCUCUGCUGAGCUUUGCAGUGUCAGCAGCCUGUCUGACGAUGGAUAUUUAUGGCUGAUAGUGAAGCUGGGAAGGAGCUUCCCCCCUCAAAGGGGGUUUUUUUAAAAAUCAUGGGCCUUGAGCCAAAAAACAAAACAGUCCAAGUCCUAGGGGAUGGGAAGCAUCAUUGGAGUGGUUGGCCCAAAACCCUUUGUCCGGUGGCGCGGGUCGGCCGACCGGGGGCCAUGGCAGGGCGUCCCGGUUGGAGCCGCCGGAGGGGUUGGGGGGAAAGGGCCGGCCCGGGUGGGGGGGGAAACCCAGGGGGCCAUUGAAACUGGGGUUUUAAGGAGGGUUGGGUUGAUUUCCCCGGGGGGGAAUAAAAAAAAAAAAUUUUAAAUAAUUUAAUUUUUAUAAAAGGGCUCAAAAUUUUAAAAAUUUAAAAGUAUCCCCUCUGUUAUUUCUCAUUUUUUAAAAAAACUGGUGUCCCUUAAGCGUUGAAAAAAAAAGAAAUAAUGCCAAAAAAGGGCACCAACUAAAGGCUUGGGGGGUUUUUCCCCCGAAAGGUUUGGGGAAGUUUGAACAAAGUUUUUUUCUUUAAAUCUCUCUCUCGCCUCUCGCUCUCUCUCUCUCUCUACCUCUCUGCGCUCUUCUCUACCUCUCUCUCUCUCCUCUCUCUCUCUCUCUCUCUCUCUCUCUCCUCUCUCUCUCUCUAUCUCUCUCUCUCUACCCUCUAUCUCUCUCUACCUCUCUACCUCUCUCUCUACCUCUCUACUACAGGGGUUUCUGCUAUUUCAACUCAGUGGCCAUUGCAGCCAAACAGCUCCAACAGAAACUGAGUGCCAACAAGAUCCUCAUCGUUGACUGGGUAAGCGACUACAGUUGGAGUGGUUGUAGCAUUAACAGUAGCAACACUGUGCUCCUGAGUGGCGCAGUGGUCUAAGGCACUGCAUCGCAGUGCUAACUGUGCCACUAGAGAUCCUGGUUCGAAUCCAGGCUCUGUCGCAGCCGUCCGCGACCGGGAGACUCAUGGGCGGCGCACAAUUGGCCCAGCGUCGUCCAGGGUAGGGGAGGGAAUGGCCGGCAGGGAUGUAGCUCAGUUGAUAGAGCAUGGUGUUUGCAACGGCAGGGUUCUGGGUUCGAUUCCCACGGGGGGCCAGUAUAAAAAAAAAAAAUGUAUUCACUAAUUGUAAGUCGCUCUGGAUAAGAGCGUCUGCUAAAUGACUAAAAUGUAAAUGUAUCCACGUCUCAGUUGACUUACUACUAUUUUCACAAUAACUACUAGUGCUGACCUUCAUGAUGAACUGUAUGUAUAAACACAUUCAUUAUGUACAGGUAACUGCCAAAAUAAAGGAAACACCAACAUAAAGUGUCUUAACAGGGCGUUGGGUCACCACGAGCUGCCAGAACAGCUUCAAUGCGCCAGGCAUAGAUUCUGCAAGUGUCUGGAACUCUAUUGGAGGGAUGCGACACCAUUCUUCCACAAGAAAUUCCAUCAUUUGGUGUUUUGUUGAUGGUGGUGGAAAACGCUGUCUCAGGCGCCGCUCCAGAAUCCCUUUAAACCCCCCAUGCUCCUUUGAGACCCCUCUUUCAAAGUCACUGAGAUCGCUUCUUCUUGCCAUGGUAGCCAAAAUAAUGUUCAACUGGGCAUUUUUGUACAUAACCCUAAGUAUGAUGGGAUGUUAAUUGCUUAAUUAACUCACGAACCACACCUGUGUGGAAGCAUCUGCUUUCAAUAUACUUUGUAUCCCUCAUUUACUCAAGGGUUUCCUUUAUUUUGGCAGUUACCUGUAUGUGUACAUGUAUGUAUACACACGUACAGUAUACAUAUGAGUUCUGUCUCACAUUAGUUAUUGGUUACUAUUGAUUAGGCCUAGGAUAUGACAUAACAUGAGCCAGCAGUUAUUGGUUUUAAUGUAACCAAAUGUUCUCUUCCAUCUCUGUCCUGUUGCUAGGAUGUUCACCAUGGUAAUGGGACCCAGGAAGUGUUUUACAAUGAUCCCAGUGUGCUGUAUAUCUCACUGCAUCGCUACGACGACGGCAACUUCUUCCCUGGCAGCGGGGGGCCAGCUGAGGUAAGUGACAUCAUUGGGUCAACUCUACACAGGGAAUUCUUCCAGUAGGCCAAGAUGACGUCAAGAGAAACUCAAAGAGCUAGCUAGGUUCCAAAGUUACAGUGGACAGACGUCUGCUCAAGGGCUUUAGUGUAGCGAUUAUAUUACAUGUGUUGUGCCUCUAGCACCUCUGUUACUGUUAUUGAAUGUGUCCUCCUCUCCAUGGAGAAUGCUUUGUCUCAGUAGGUCUCUCUGUGUGUGUCUGUUGUAGGUGGGAUCUGGUGCUGGAGAGGGUUUCAGUGUCAACGUGGCCUGGACUGGAGGUCUGGACCCUCCUAUGAGUGAUGCUGAGUACAUCGCUGCUUUUAGGUAAGACAGCUCCGACCAAGGUUAUUAUAGUAAACUGAAACUAAAACAAAAACUAAUCAUAAAAAAAGUAAACUGAAAUAAAAUAAUGAACAAACAAAAAAUACUUUAACUGUACUGAAACUGUUAUCUUUGAUUGACUCCAAAACUAACCAAAAUAAAACCAUAAUGAAUUAUGUUCAGUUUUAGUUUUCUUUCUCGAAAGUUUGGGCAAAAAUGUAAUGGAGUUUUCAAUGGGGUUUCAAGCUAUUUUUGUAAUGGGUUUUUCAAGCUUCUGAAUCUGAUGGGUCACACUUAUAUUGACUUUAAUUUAAAACCUUUUACUGCAGUGGGCUAAAUCAGGGUCACACAGAGUGAUUAUUGGUAGUCUUAAACAAAUCUGCUUUGAAAUAAAAGUAUACACCUCACACACAUGGUUAUGGGCUUAAGAAAUACAAGACACUUGUACCAUGUCAGAUAUAGAGUUGAAAUGUAUUCAAUUUUGAGUUUGCAUCCCAAUAUUACACUUUAUAUACAUCACAGAAUAUACAUAUAUCAAAACUGUUUGACAUAGAAACACCAGAUUGUCCUAGAGUUUUUUAUUAAUGAUGUAAUUAUGAAAAAUAUUAACAACAUUCCACCCAUGGGGUCAAAGACGGCGCUUUUGGUCAUUGACUGCAGGAAAGGGCUACAGGUGGACUCAGCGAGAUGACGUUGCCACGAUGAGCACCGCAGCUAUUGGUCGCGUUCCCCUGCUCAGCCCUUGCAUGCAUCAACCACGUCAUCGACUGUGCAGUCAGGCACCAGAUUGCUAUAACAUGUUGGUCGUGUUCCUUUACUCAGACGUUGCUGACGCAUGUCAGAUCUUACAACGCCUAGAUAGAUAGGUACUAUACGUAUCAGCUAACCACAUCAUAUGGUAUAGCAGUCUGGUGCCCGACAUGCGUCUAAACGGGGUACUGCGACCAUGAUGUGGUUAGCUGAUACGUAAAAUACCUAUCCAGGUAUUGUAAGCUCUGGCAGGCGUCUGCAACGUCUGAGUAGAGGAACGCGCCCAUUGAGAUGAGCGCGAUGCAAGACUGCUCUCACAAGGUCACACAGAGUAUUAUCUGCGCCAGGGGCGGCCUGUUCAAUAGGGCGAUAUGGGCGACGCACUGCCAAACGGGAAAAGGAAGGGAUUUUUUUUCUAAUCAAUUAUAUCACGGCAACAGUAGUUAUCAGUGUUGUAAUCUAUACGUCUGAUCUGCCACAGUGCCACACUGCCACUAAAUGUCGAAUCAGGCUAAAGUCGUGCUUCAAAUGGCUCCCCCCCCUUUUGGGGCGAUUUCAGUCAGGUUGAAAAUCGCCCAGAAGUCUCUCAUAGCCUCUAAUGUAAAAUCUAUUUUUUUCAAAUUUCAGAGCCUUCAAUACAAUCUCUAUGGGUGUCUGAGGGCUUGCACUUACGCGCUUUCGUCAUACGUAACGUAACGUAACCAUGAACGUAACUGAGAAAAGAGCGGAUUGUGUCUUUGAAAGAAGUUCCUUUUUGUCGGCGAACAAAUGAAGAUAAAUUGGCAACGAAACAAUUAGGACCUCCCAGACCAAAUUUAAUAAUUCAACAGGUUUCUACUAAAGGCGGAAAGUCCUACACCCGAGGAUUUUCCAAAAAUUGGUACGAACGGAAAAAUAACAUUGCCACUCAACUUGAUGAGGGAUACAGGCUAGCUGUCCGCCGCCACAACGAUGAGGUUAGUGUUGAUAAUCACAAGUUUACUGGAGAACUGAGACCAAGUAGAGACUUUGGACAGGGUGGAUAUGGUAUAAUAAAGGCAGUUUAUUCAGAGGUAAAGAUAUCUGGAAUCGCGUGCACGGACCCGUUCGUCAAACUCUUAGGGAGCUAUAAAUUAAGCCCCAUUACUUACCAUAUCAGAUAAGAGAAAUUGCUGCAGCUACAUAUAUUUUACAUCCUGGCCCUACAUAGUUCACUAUUUGCAUCACUUACCAAAAUAUUACAUGUGGUCAUAUAUGCUUGGAAAGUGGAGAUGCCAUAGAACGUCAAAAAAGUAAACAUUGCUGGAGACACAUUGCCGUUUUGGAGAAGACAUCGCGUUUGCUAGCGAAGAGAUUUGUUGUGGCAAAUGAACUUGGGCUGGGAAUUGCCAGGAACCUCACGAUAAGAUAUAUGCAUCAGCAUUGCGAGUCUCAUGAUUCUAUACGUAUUGCGAUUCGAUACUGUGAUUUUAUUGCGCACCAUAUGUCUGUUGCAGAGGGAUCAGAAAGCCAUGAGAACGAGUUUUGAUCAGUCAUGGAAAUAAAAGUGCUGAAAACAAAUUGGCUCCCAAUGUGAAAAGAUUGAGAACAAGCUAUGAAGGAACAAUAAUGGUGUUUUGGUGCAGGUACAGCCAACUAGCGCUAAAAUAUUGCGAUAUUGUCAAUACAGUAUAUCGUAAAGUAUCACUAUGUAACUCGAUUUCUUUCACCCCAAUCCCUCAAAUUAACGGUAAAUAACUGAAUUGUUUGCCCCACAUUUAGCUAAGAUGAUUAGCUAGCCAGCUAAAAUGUUUUAUUUAGUUAGCAGUCGCAUCUACAAUAGUUUACUGUCAAUAACAUGUCUCCAAAAAUGACGUGGUGUCUCCAAUUGUGUUGACAUUUUACAAUUGCGAUGCGCAUCCAUGAGUAUCCACUUUCUGUAGCUCAGCUGGUAGAGCAUGGCGCUUGUAACGCCAAGGUAGUGGGUUCGAUCCCCGGGACCACCCAUACACAAAAAUGUAUGCACGCAUGACUGUAAGUCGCUUUGGAUAAAAGCGUCUGCUAAAUGGCAUAUUAUUAUUAUUAUUAUUAUUAUUAUUAUCUGAAGAGAGCCCCGAAACAUUGUGUGCAGACAUUUUAUGCAAUAAAUGAAGUAGGUUGAAUCUAGUAGUUCUGAUCUUCUGAUUGGUCCUGAUGAGUUGGGCGAGGUCCCCUCCAGGCUACUGUCACUGUUGCAUUGGCUCUGAGUCGGGUUCUCUGUCUUCAAAUGUUCAGCCUAAGAGAGGGGAUUUUUGUGUGUGUGUGUGUGUGUGUGUGUUUAACAGUGAUGAUGUGUGUGUGUGUGUGUGUGUGUGUGUGUGUGUGUGUGUGUGUGUGUGUUUAACAGUGAUGAUGUGUUUGUGUGUGUGUGUGUGUGUGUGUGUCCUCAGAGCAAGAACUCGUGAGUUGGAAGAACUGAGAGGCCUAUGGCGUGGGUGUUGUCCUUGGCCACCUGCUGACAAGGCUGACAAGAUAGGACCCUUUUGUCCAUUGUUAUUGGAUAGGAACAGAACUUAUAACCAGCUCCUGACCUAAAUAGAUCUUAGCACAACAUUUUACUCAACAUAUCAUAUUCCAUAUUCACUAUAACAAAUAUAUUUACUACGACAUUAGCAAGAACCGCCACAUCCUCAGCCGGCUAAUCCAGUGUGUGAAGUUUUGCGGAGUGUUUGAGUUAGCUUUGCGAGGCAAAGAUGAAACUGAGGGCUCCACCAACCCUGGUAAGCCAACACUUUUGAGAUCAGUCAAUAAAUGCUUCUGGUAUUGACUUAUAUGCUGCCCCUGUCUUCAUGUUGUUGCUGGACAUAUCUUUUUUAAAAUGUGUGUAGGUCACCUAAAUCAUCAGAAAAAUUGCCCCCCCUGAGAAUUUUUUCAGGAGCCGCCACUGAUCUGCGCAUGUGCACGGGUGCGCUUCACGCUGCUACAACGUGGUAGCUUCAGGACCAAAACAGCAGAGAAGUGUAGCCUCAUGUUUCAACGCUCCUGGUUGUUCAGGAAAUUGACCCACUACUACUGUUUACUUGGUGCGUCUUCGUCAUCUCGCUGACUCUACAUUUAAACCUAACAUAACCUGACCUGACCCAUCACCUUAUGCUUUACGGCCCCCCAGUGGCAAGAAGUGACAUCACCAAAAAACACAAAAACAAUACAACACAUGGGAAGCUAUACGGACACGCCUGCUGCCCAAAUCGAUGACGUAUGCCGUGCAGUUGAAAGUCGAGUGGAGACUAAUGGUUUGUUUAGUCAGUUGUCCUGAUGAGCCCUUCCCAGCAAGUGUUCCCAGCUAGCUAGUUUAUGAUGCAGUAUGGCGCUAGUUAAAAUGUGUAAAAUAAAGUUAUGUUUAUUUCGAUGUGUGAGGGAGAAACAACUUGGUCACCAUCUGGAUGUCACUGUGACAUGCCACAUGUCGCUGGCAGUAGCUAACGUGGCAUAGCUAACGUGGCCAAUUUGUUCCAUCCCACUUGAUUUUAUUUUGAUUUAAGAUGGCAGCCUACACAAUAAAUAAAUUGUAAUAUUGGUAGUAACCAUCUAGGUGUCACCGGGAUUGUCUACUGCUCACUGGGGAGAGUUUGUGCUACAAUCUGGCAAAACAACAUUGGGCACAGUGUCCUUCGCUCCUGCUUACUGAGCACUGCUCUCAAUAUACUGUAAAUUGACAGUAAAUUGAUUGACGCACUUCUGAAUCCCAGUCAUUGGGAAGUGCAUGUGUACGGUCCCAAUUUAAAAGUUGAGUAAGAGUUUUUGUAAGAUUAAAUUGUCUCCAGGUUUGGUUGUUAUGUAUUAAACAUACAUUUCACUGACACUUCCUCCAUGGUCCUUAAUUGCCACCGGUGGGUAGUUUAAAGUUCUAAUGAAGUCUCUGUAUGUUGGUUUGGUCGGCUGUCUGGUGGCAACCGUAGGAAACUGUGGCAACCACACAGUAAGAGGGUCCACACUGCAGGCAGACACAACCAAGUGGGUGGGCCCCACCUCUAAGCCAGCGUAACAAAAUGAGAAUGACAACAUAGUACUGGAAAAGUGUCAACAAAAGUUUUUCACUUCAAAGUAAUAAAUAACAAACCAGAGUAUUCCUAUUAUACCUUCCUUUUCCACACAGUAGUGCACCUUGGAAAUAAUAAUAAUAACUCUGUUUUUUUAUCUGAAAAGACACCACCAUUUUGUUGCCACACAUGUCUGUCCCACACAGAUUUAGAAUGCGCAACAAAUUUGUUGGUGAAAUAUUGUCAGUCAGUUUCUCUAAACUCCAGGGGUAGGGAUUGCUGACAUCUACCCCAUACCUCUACCCCCCUCCCCACCUCCCUGUCUCCUCUCUCUCAUUCCUGUUCUCCUCCUCUCCUCUCUACUUCCCCCUCUCUGAUUGAUCUUUAAUGAGCCCUCUCCCUCUCUCUCUCGUUCUCCCUGUAGUCUGUCUGUAACCGGGCUCACAGGGGAGUAUGGAAGGUUUUAUUGGUCGACAGGGGAGGCGGGGUUAGUUAGUGCGGUGGGGAUUGGGGGGGGCUGGAGGAAUCCAAACGCAGGAUAAUGAACCCAAAUGGAUCCCAGAUGGCAUGCUGUCAGUGACGUGAAGAGAGUGACAAGCUCCAAAUGGGAACCAGACGCGCCUAUGGCGGCUUUGAACUCGGGCGGCAGCGGAGAUGCCUGCGUUAGCUCCCUUGCUAGCUAGCGGCCCUGCUCUGCUCUGCACUGUGCUGGUUGACUCUCUGACAGAGAGGGGUGAUGGACACCAGCCCAGAAAACAACAGGAGGCCCACCCCCUAGCAGCUCAACUCCAACCAUGCUCUCCUCACUGUCUGAAACUGUCUUUGUGGAGUAAAUGAGAUUAAUGUUGUUUCUCCCUGCAGGACGGUGGUGAUGCCCAUAGCACAGGAGUUCUCCCCUGACGUGGUCCUGGUCUCCUCAGGGUUCGAUGCAGCAGAGGGACACCCUGCACCUCUAGGGGGUUACAAGGUCACCGCCAAAUGUAAGCAAGGCUUUCCUCAAACAGUACGCUUUAGACCACAAGCUAGCCUAUAAAGUGGUUUUAGAGCUUUACAUUUACAUUUUACAUUUUAGUCAUUUAGCAGAUGCUCUUAUCCAGAGCGACUUACAGGAGCAAUUAGGGUUAAGUGCCUUGCUCAAGGGCACAUUUACGUCAUUUAGCAGACGCUCUUAUCCAGAGCGACUCACCAAUAGGUGCGUUCACCCUAUAGCCAGUGGGAUAACCACUUUACAAUUUUUUUUUGGGGGGGGGGUAGAAGGAUUACUUUAUCCUAUCCCAGGUAUUCCUUAAAGAGGUGGGGUUUCAAAUGUCUCCGGAAGGUGGUGAGUGACUCUGCUGUCCUGGCGUCGUGAGGGAGCUUGUUCCACCAUUGGGGUGCCAGAGCAGCGAACAGUUUUGACUGGGCUGAGCGGGAACUAUGCUUCCGCAGAGGAAGGGGAGCCAGCAGGCCAGAGGUGGAUGAACGCAAUGCCCUCGUUUGGGUGUAGGGACUGAUCAGAGCCCGAAGGUACAGAGGUGCCGUUCCCCUCACUGCUCCAUAGGCAAGCACCAUGGUCUUGUAGCGGAUGCGAGCUUCAACUGGAAGCCAGUGGAGUGUGCGGAGGAGGGGGGGUGACGUGAGAGAACUUGGGAAGGUUGAACACCAGACGGGCUGCGGCAUUCUGGAUGAGUUGUAGGGGUUUAAUGGCACAGGCAGGGAGGCCAGCCAACAGCGAGUUGCAGUAGUCCAGACGGGAGAUGACAAGUGCCUGGAUUAGGACCUGUGCCGCUUCCUGUGUAAGCAGGGUCGUACUCUCCGAAUGUUGUAGAGCAUGAACCUGCAGGAGCGGGUCACCGCCUUGAUGUUGGCGGAGAACGACAGGGUGUUGUCCAGGGUCACGCCUAGGCUCUUCGCACUCUGGGAGGAGGACACAGCGGAGUUGUCAACCGUGAUGGCGAGAUCAUGGAACGGGCAGUCCUUCCCCGGGAGGAAGAGCAGCUCCGUCUUGCCAGGGUUCAGCUUGAGGUGGUGAUCCGUCAUCCAUACUGAUAUGUCUGCCAGACAUGCAGAGAUGCGAUUCGCCACCUGGUUAUCAGAAGGGGGAAAGGAGAAGAUUAGUUGUGUAUCGUCAGCGUAGCAAUGAUAGGAGAGGUCAUGUGAGGAUAUGACAGAGCCAAGUGACUUGGUGUAUAGGGAGAAAAGGAGAGGGCCUAGAACUGAGCCCUGGGGGACACCAGUGGUGAGAGCACGUGGUGCGGAGACAGCUUCUCGCCACGCCACUUGGUAGGAGCGACCGGUCAGGUAGGACGCAAUCCAGGAGUGAGCCGCGCCGGAGAUGCCCAGCUCGGAGAGGGUGGAGAGGAGGAUCUGAUGGUUCACAGUAUCAAAGGCAGCAGACAGGUCUAGAAGGACAAGAGCAGAGGAGAGAGAGUUAGCUUUAGCAGUGCGGAGAGCCUCCGUGACACAGAGAAGAGCAGUCUCAGUUGAAUGACCAGUCCUGAAACCUGACUGGUUUGGAUCAAGAAGGUCAUUCUGAGAGAGAUAGCAAGAGAGUUGGCUAAAGACGGCACGCUCAAUAGUUUUGGAAAUAAACUUUGCUAGUUAGUUCUUGAUAAAUGGAAGGUAAGACAUUUAUAAGCAUUAACCUGGUACACAAUAUAAAAUGGCAUGAUAACAAUCAAGUAGGUGGGACAAUACAGAUGUUGGAUCUUAAUUUGAUCGCACACAAUUUAGGAAAUGUAAAACUUGUAGUGUAUUUGAGGUUUAAAAAGGCUUCUGAAGUUUGUAAUUUUCCCUCACGAAAAAUGUAUCAACACCUACAAAAAUGUCCAUUAAUUAUAAUCCACAUAAUAAUUUACAUUUCCUGUUGCUGCUGUAUUAUUUUCCUGCUGUAGAAAACUGGCUCAAGUUAAGAUCCUACAUCUGUAGUUGCAUCACUUUGUUAGUGUUGUAAGUGAGUGUCUUUAGUGAUUUACUGUAUGUUAAUCUGUGCUGUAAAUGUCAUAAAGAUUGAUACAUACACUGCAGUAUAUUCCCAUGUUGUCAAUCUAGAAAAGGGGUUGAUAUGCCGCAUUGAACAUGAUUUAGGCUAGUUUAACAUGUAAAGUUCCAGUGCUUAAUUGUCCACCACAUCCCAUAUUGACUGUGUUGAUGUCGAUGUGUGCGUCAGGUUUUGGGUUCCUUACCCGGCAGCUGAUGGGCCUGGCUGGAGGCCGGGUGAUCAUGGCUCUGGAGGGAGGUCACGACCUCACGGCCAUCUGUGACGCCUCUGAGGCCUGCAUCAGUGCUCUACUGGGCAUUGAGGUGAGACUGGUUUAAGGUGCAUUAAGGCAGUUUAUAAACUACUUUAAAACCCCUUCCUAAAUCAUGUUAAGUAUACCACACAGGUUUAUGUGAAGUGUAUACCCUCAUAAGGAAUAUUCAAUUAUAUAAAUAAGAGGAAAGCUAUGGAGGGCUGUUAAGGUGAAUGUUGUUGAUCAGUGGUCUGAUGCUUUCCUCUCCCACUGUGUUGUCCAUACAGGAGCCUCUGUCAGAGGAGGUGCAGCUGCAGAAGCCCAAUGCUAACGGUGUUCACUCGCUACAGAGAGUCAUACAGAUACAUGGUGGGUAAACAGUCAUUCAGCUCCUCAUGUCUCAAAUAAAGUCCACCCCUCUCUGUCUCUCUCGCUAUUUUAUUUUUGUCCAUCCCUUUAUUCUGUGGUCCUCUGUAGCUCAGCUGGUAGAGCACGGCGCUUGUAACGCCAAGGUAGUGGGUUCGAUCCCCGGGACCACCCAUACACAAAAAUGUAUGCACGCAUGACUGUAAGUCGCUUUGGAUAAAAGCGUCUGCUAAAUGGCAUAAUAUAUUAUUAUUAUUAUUAUUCUGGUCUGAUCCGAAUUAUUGUAAAAUGCAGAGACUUCCUGGGUACACACAAUUAUUGAAUAUAGUAGGCAACAAGGCUAUUAAUCAUAUUGAUCUUUCAACAUAUGGACCCAUAUAGUAGGAGGGACUAGCAUUUAUGUCAGUUGGAAGUUCAGACCUUCUGAUGUGCCCACUGCUCUCAUCCAAGUGUUUGUGCUUACUGGUUCUGGUUUAGGCAAAUAAAGUGACCUGUUUUUCAGGUCAGUAUUGGCAGUCCCUGAAGCUGUUCAGUAGCUCUGUGGGACUGUCCUACCUGGGUGCUCAGAGGAGAGACUGUGAGGAGACUGAUGCUGUCAAUGCUCUGGCCUCUCUGUCUGUGGGGGUCCUGACCAGCAAGAGGUACGACCGGACCACCUGUACCCAACACUCCCAAACAUUUUCACAGUAAAGGGCAGACUCCCCUGUACAGUACGUUACAAAUAUGAUGCAUGAUGCUUUUCCUAACCAUCUUCUCUGUGUGUUUCCCCCAGCCUCCCAGACGAGCCUAUGGAGCACGAGGAGGAAUCCAUGUAG